AUGGCUGUAAAUAUAACUAAAAAACCUUAAAUAGUCUUCAAUCGCUCACUUAAAUUUUCUUAAAAAUCUAACUCUGCAAUUUUCAAGGAGACUAAGCCUUACAUGACACUAUACGAUCUACCACUGAUGAAUAUCGUGAAUAGACUUAAGGGUAUAAAGAAAACAUUCAAAAAUAUUGCAUUUAUUGGACCUAACCCUUAUCUCUUUAUCCAGCACUUGCCUAAGGAAUAUGAAAUUGAAAAUCUCUACUUUUGUGAGGGCUCUCAAGAAUGUGUUGAGAAGUCAUAUGAGAUCAUUACUCGUAAGAUAGAUAGUGGCUUCUAUGAGAAGGUAGGUACUAAUCUACCAAAUCAAAUAAUACCUAAGGUAAUAGAUGAGGAGUAAGAUUGGUAGAAAGAGUUUAAAACUGACUAACUUGAUUUGAUUGUAAAUAAUAUGAGUCUACACUGGGUUAAUGACCUAGACAAGACAUUGAAUAGCUUCAGAGAAACCAUGAUUCCAGAUGGUGUGUUUAUAGGAUCAGUAAUUGGUGGUAACGCUCUCUAAGAACUGAGAAUAUGUUUAAAUUUAGCUGAAUCUGAAAGAGAUGGCGGAGUCUCCACAAUAACUUCUCCUCUGCUCUCAAUCUAAGACAUUGGAAACAUUUUUGCAAAAGCUAAAUUUAACUUACCUACUAUAGACAUAUCUCACAUCUAAUAUGAAUUCACUUCUACCUUUUAACUAUUUGACUAUCUUAAGAAAACUGGAGAAUAGAAUGCGCUACUUUCUAAGAGAAAUUUUAUUUCAGAGGAGACUUUCAUAGCAGCAGCAGCAAUUUAUGAAACUCUCUUUAAUAAAAGAACAAUUGGUAGAAGAGAUGAGAAUUCUACCAGUAUCUUAGUAGAUACGCUCUAGAAUGAUUUAUUGGAUGAAAGAAUAGGCAAACCUAUAGUGGAUGGGAGUGGUAAAGUAUCUAAAAAUGAUAAAAUGAGAAAUAUAAUGACAACUCUAGAUGUUAUAUAUUUGAUUGGCUGGAAGUAGCACGAAAGUUAGCAAAAACCUAAGGAAAGAGGUACAGCUAAGUUUUCACUAAAAGAUGUUGUGAAAGAAAUGAAUGAUAAAGAGGGAGAUGAGAAAAAUAAAAUAAAGUAUGGAAUGUUGAUUGAUACUGGUGAUGAAGUAAAGGAGAUUGAUAAAUGA
Messenger RNA from Stylonychia lemnae, 1179 nucleotides. Lineage: Eukaryota; Ciliophora; Spirotrichea; Sporadotrichida; Oxytrichidae. The record is from the annotation of a GenBank genome assembly.